Messenger RNA from Diospyros lotus (date-plum), 1412 nucleotides. Its product is annotated as syntaxin-22-like. Gene Ontology annotation, molecular function: SNAP receptor activity; SNARE binding. Gene Ontology annotation, biological process: intracellular protein transport; vesicle-mediated transport; vesicle fusion. Gene Ontology annotation, cellular component: endomembrane system; SNARE complex; membrane. NCBI's taxonomy places the organism in Eukaryota, Viridiplantae, Streptophyta, Magnoliopsida, Ericales, Ebenaceae. The transcript is spliced from 7 exons. Bases 180 to 944 code for a protein of 254 amino acids. The record is from RefSeq and is a predicted model, not a curated record.
CACUAUUAAAAUUUUGCUUUCGGUUUUGGUUCUGGUUCCUCAAUCAUCGCCAUCUUUACAGCGCGUUCUUGCUUCUACCCCUAAUCUACUUUCUGAAUCUUUCCGAAGGCGUCUAGGGUUUGCAUAAUUCUCACGCUCUGUUCGAGCAUCGCUUGUUUCCGGGGUGGUUCAGAGAAGAUAUGAGCUUUCAAGAUAUUGAAUCGGGUCGUCCCUUGAAUUCGAGGCGAGACCUCAUCAAUGGCAAGCAAGACGCCACGCAGGCCAUCGCCUCCGGGAUUUUUCAGAUCAACACCGCCGUCGCCACGUUUCAGAGGCUCGUCAAUACCCUCGGAACCCCCAAGGACACCCCCGAGCUCCGCGAGAAGCUGCACAAGACAAGGUUGCAUAUUGGACAGUUGGUGAAGGACACCUCUGCUAAACUCAAGCAAGCUAGUGAAACAGACCAUCAUGUUGAAGUUAGUGCUAACAAGAAGAUCACAGAUGCUAAACUUGCUAAAGAUUUCCAAGCAGUUUUGAAAGAGUUCCAGAAGGCUCAGCGUCUUGCAGCUGAAAGGGAGACAGCUUAUACCCCUUUUGUUCCCCAAGCAGUUCUGCCUUCAAGCUAUACAGCCAGUGAGAUUGAUGUAAGUUCUGACAAGACUCUAGAACAACGUGCUCUUCUUGUUGAAUCUAGAAGACAGGAGGUUUUGCUGUUAGACAAUGAGAUUACCUUUAACGAGGCUAUCAUUGAUGAAAGAGAGCAAGGGAUACAGGAAAUCCAGCAACAUAUCGGGGAGGUGAAUGAGAUUUUUAAAGACCUUGCAGUGCUGGUCCAUGAACAAGGAGCUAUGAUUGAUGAUAUUGGCUCCAACGUUGAGGGUGCUCAUGCUGCAACUGCACAGGGAAAAUCUCAACUUGUCAAAGCAGCAAAGACCCAAAGAUCAAACUCAUCUCUGGAAUGUUGAACUUGGAAGCUACUAGGGUGUGGUUCACCUGUGCUGAUGCACGGUUCCUUUUAGGUGGACUUGAAUUGUACCCAUUCUUGUUUGGUGUUCCAUAUUUUCAUAUUUUGACUUCAUAAGAAUUUACAAUGGGCUGUAAGGCAACAUUCAAUAUGAGUAUUGCUAUAGUGGGCCACCUUCACCAGUUAAUAUAAUAGACUUGUAGUCUGGUUUCCAUUUCAGUAGUCAACCAAAUGGGAGUUGAUUUUUAUUUCUAUUUUUUUUAGCAGUACCAUAGUGCGGUGUUUGUUAUCUGCAAGUUCUGAAUUGACUUAAAUCUUUGAGCAGCUGUAGUGAAAUUUUUGUUUUCAGCCGUGUUUGAUAAUAAACUCGAAGCAAACAUCCUUUAGCUUUAAUUACAGCUGUCCACAGACAUGUAUUUGUUUAUUUUUUGGGAUAUAUCAGACAUGUAUUUAUUUAAUAAUCUUAUCU